GCUCUUUUAUAAUGAUUGGAAGAAAAAUAUAUAUGAUAUCGAUUGGAAACCAGACGAUAGUGAUAUCUGGAAGUUUGUUUCAGUUGAUGUAAAUCUCAAGGGGAUACAUGACGAAAAGUGCUUUAAGAUAACGAUGUUUUUAUCUACCGGUACUAUUCAAGUUCAAGGGGCGCGUGCGAGUCUAUUCAAAACAGAUUUCCCCAUGCUCUUGAGCAUGGACAUAGAAGAAGGAAUUACAGAGCAAGAUGACACGAUCCUUGUUGAAAAUGAACAUGAGGAUGACAUAUCAUUUCAAAGCACUGAAAUGACGCGUAAUGUAACAAAUACAAAUACAACAAACCAAGACAGAAUUAUCAAGAGACAUACACGAAAAAAACUUGACGAUAUACCAGCUAUGGCAUUCUCCCCGAUGCUUAUCAGAAAUAAAAGCAAAACUGAUCAUAUCAUUCAGGAGAAAGAAAGCGCUACUGACGGAAAGAAAAAUACAGGUGAUAAAAAUGAAUGCAUUAAGGAAAUUCCCGAAUUGAUGAAUGGCGCCAAGGAAAGUUACCAUUGUGUGUCACCCAAAGGUAAAUUAACCGACGUGGAAAGGGUAAUUUCGAAUCUGCAAACAUCACUAGUUGAACUUUCGUUAGCGUUAAAUGAGAUCAAAGAUGAAAACAUAACACUGAAACAAAACAACGAUAUGUUUCAAGAGGAGCAAAGAGAGAUGAUGUCAAGCUUGAAAUCUGCAGUGAAACUAGAAACACAGCGUAGACACAAUCAAAUAGAAACACUAGAACAUAAAUUCAAUAAAUUCACUGAUGAAUGUAACAAACGUAUAAGCGUAAAUACCAGUGAAAGCCAAAAGACUACUGCGAGGAUUUCUAAAUUAGAAAUACAAGUUCAACAAAUGCAAAUGUUAGAAGCCGCCAAGUCCGCUGAUAUGCAGACUAGAGUAGAAAACGAUAACAUCAAAGAAAAUAAGACAGAAAGUGUUAAAGGUUUAAAAACCAAGGCAGAAAUUAACGAGCUCAAAGCUAAAAUGCCAAACCAUCAAGAUGAACACAUUGAAUGUGGAGCAAAUUGCGAUAUGAAAGAAAAUAAAUCAGUACAUGAUAAUGCGGAGUUCAUGAAACUCAAGGCUAAGCAGAGAAUGAAGAACUAAAAGCUAAACUCGAAGACAUCAGCUCCCAGGUCAAAACGACCUCAGUCUACUAGUAUCCCUCAAAAUACAACUCACGAUUAUGGUUCAGAUACUCUUCUCAUACAUGAUUCCACGGGUAAAGCCAUUGACAGGAGGUUACUAUUCAGAGGUAAAAUUGUAAGCAAAACACUGGCAUACACUCUCGAAGAUGCUUGUGACACGAUUUCGUCGUCCGAUGUAACGAAACAAAGAUACAUUAUUGCAAUAGGGACAAAUAAUCUCGCAAACGGAGACUCCCUAGAGACUAUCAAUAAAGGCUACAUACGAUUAGUAGGAGCAAUAAGAGAAAAAGAUCCAAAUGCGUCUAUAUAUGUAUGCAGCCUUCUACCCAGGUAUGAUGGGUUUGAUGUUAUCCCAGUGAAUGAACAUAUCAAACAAAUGUGUCUUAAGUCCGACAUGACAAUCAUAGACACGCAUAGUGCCUUCUCCUUGAAGUCCGAGGGCACAUACAUACAACAGGGCGGUUCCCAUCCAAAUAAAAGUGGCACGAUUAAACUCGCAGCUUCAAUUCGUUCUGCAGUCCUGGGGUGGCCUACAAGAACCAAUAGACGUCCCGACCCAAACCAGAAUCACAGUCCAAGGAUGUGAAACAUGUGACACCAGUGAGUGAUGAACCUAUCUAUGUGAACGAUGCAAACAAUAUCAAUUACAAAAAACACUACCGACUCCGACAGGACAGUCUACUAGCCAUGUGUACCCACAAAUGUAUCCAAGUCCUUGGCAGGGACAAAUUCCACCGCAUCAUAUUAAUAUGCAGCAACCACAAUAUACAAAAUAUCCACAAUAUCAGUGGCAACCAAUACCAGUUCAACAUAAUCACCCAUCCCAAUACUUUGCAGGGUGGAAUGUAUAACAAAAUCUUAUAUUCUACGUAGUGUCGUUAAUGUAGCCUUGUCCCAAGUCGGUAUUUUUUACUCUAUCUGAUUUUGAAUUAUUAAAUCACCGACAUAAACAAACUGUCGGUAAAGCACGUGACUUUCUCUUUGGUACAAG
Molecule: messenger RNA, 2179 nt
Organism: Owenia fusiformis
Lineage: Eukaryota; Metazoa; Annelida; Polychaeta; Sabellida; Oweniidae
Source: the annotation of a GenBank genome assembly